Messenger RNA from Gigantopelta aegis, 4186 nucleotides. RefSeq lists its product as uncharacterized. Lineage: Eukaryota; Metazoa; Mollusca; Gastropoda; Neomphalida; Peltospiridae. Bases 970 to 3210 code for a protein of 746 amino acids. The record is from RefSeq and is a predicted model, not a curated record. Gene Ontology annotation, biological process: signal transduction. The transcript has 2 exons.
CUUUAAAUUAUUGUUUCAAAAAAUGGUGUGCGUGCGCUUAAAAAAUAAAAUUUCAGAAAAUUCUGGAUUCAUCCUCUCCCUCCCUCCAUUAGGUUGGUCGCCCUGUUUGUAAGAUAAUUGGUAUCUAAUGGCCACUCUUGUAGUAUUCUCCAAAUAAUUGUAUUGCUCAAGAUGUCGUGAGAAACCAUACUAUUUCUUAUCUGUCUCUCCCUGUUAGGCUGUUAUCCGAUAUUUGAUAGACCUACGUGUGUGCUUGCUAAAGGUCAUUGUGACCGAACUAUGUUGCCUUGUUAUGGUGGUAAAUUUGGGUCAGUGUUGCUGUGUCUUGAUAAAGCAUUUACUAUUCUAUGAAAUGUCGUGACGGUGUAAUCUAAAUACAUGUUACUGGCCCGAUAAUCCAGAACGUCUAAAAUAGUUUUUUGGAAAUCCCCAUGACUCGAUGGCUCGUGGUUCCACACAGGCGUGGUGUAUUUUGAUUGGCUAACAAUUGUAUCCAGGCUCGCCACUUUGUUUACAAACAUGUUUGCAAUUUUGUGUAAAGUGCGGUUAACCACCGCUUGAUCAAGUCAAGUUUUUGACCGCUUGCGUGCAAGAUCAGUUUUCAACAGAAUUAACAUUGUAUGGUUUCGAUGAUUCACAAGUGAUGUAAAUAUUCUAAGUUGGAACAGAUGGAUUACAUGAUGUAACAGUAAAUACGAUAUAUCACUGAUUACAUAGUAACCAACAUCGUGAAAAGUAAAGCAAUUAAAACAAAACAUUUCUGUGAAUACCUGGCGCAAUUUAUUCUGGUUCUUGAGGACGAUCAGACAAAUCAACCUAACUGCCACCACUUGCCGGGAAAACAACUUAUUGGCAACUAAAACUUCGAAAGUAAUCCUCGUCAUUGUUAGUCGGUCACAGUAAAGCAACAGAAAGGAUAACGAACUGAACAAUGAUCAUCACUGCUAGUAGGUGACAGUAUAUAUAAAGAUGGAUAAAGAACUGAAAAUACACCGGCCAAAGAAAGGCAGAGUAUCGCGGAAACGCUUGUUACUUCUAUUCAUUUGUGGACAAGUCUUCUCAUUGUCCACCUUCUUUCUGGUUCAGACAAAUAAUCCCGAAUUGUGUUAUGUUCACUGGAGGACCAUUCUCAACCAGAUCCUUUUCUUUAUCAGACUUGCCGUCUGUCUGAUUGUGGGAUACUUACAAAGCUAUUACAGGAGGUUUGGCGGGAAGCGCAUCUGUCUGUAUCUGCUGUUUGUGUCGGUGACUAGUUAUGUUGUCGUUGCCCACUGUAUGGACUCGAUGGCGUUGUUCACGUGGGACCAGCUUAAGGGAAACGUCAUGCGCAGACUGGACGACAGCAUCAUUGUCAUUGAUGAAAACAGAAAUGAAUCUACGUCGAUGAGACAAACAGAGGAGCCGCUGGUGAUUCAGGAACACUUCAGAUACAUCGACGAAGACGUUAGAUUUGGAUGCUAUCACGUGAUGUCCUUCGAAUCAGAAGUCGAACCAGCAGACAGGCAGGUCAUCUGGAUGCAUAAUAAUGAAUCUCUUGUGCCAUCUUGGAAAUUCCACAUCGACAUAUCAUUCAUUGACGUUAAUGUAACGCAUAAUGAUAGUGUGCAUUCUUAUAUUAUUAAUUCGACGUUGACAAUAUAUCUCAUAGAAGACAGAGAUUUUGGAAAUUAUUCUUGUCAUCUUAGGGAAAGUGCACUUAAGAAACUCAGGGAUACUAAGACAAAUAACAACACAAAACAACAAAGACCUGCAUCCAGACCAAAAACGUCCUUUGUGGACGAUAUAAUUGACUGUUCAUCAUUCUGGAUUUGCACUGAACUAAAAUAUAUGUUUGAAGAACUUAACGAGGUCUACGAGGACCUACAAAGUCUUCUCAUGUUACAACAGGUUUUGCAACAAAACUCUUACCAGUGGACAGGUGAAUUCAAAUUGACGAAAAUAAAGAAAUCCAUUUUGACAAAAUCAGCGCCCCCUGGCGGAAUUAUAUCCAUCAGUGCCUCAUACUUGAACUUGGCCGAAAAGCAAGAUAUAUCACUUGGGUAUGUGAUUAACACCAAACCAUUCCACGAAGUCUGUUCGGGACAUCUAAACGGCUGCUCACUCUUUGUGAUGAUAUACUGGUUUUUCUGGCACGCAGAAGGACAUUUUGAUGUAAUACCACGCAUGGUUGCUUACUGGCUACAUAUGAGUAGUUCUAUUUUGGGAAAUGCAUGGCAAUGCGCAUGCCCUUCCACGUACGGCAUUCACGUUUUUCGGUUCUACAGACACUUUUAUAACGUCACAAGUGGAAGGAACACGAUCAUUGAAGUGGAACACCCACAGGCUAUCCGACUGAUUCCUCGAGCAGCAGAUUUGCUGCUGACAUUUCAGAAUGAAUCCACGCCCGAACCACUAGGCGAAGAGUGUUUUAAUUCCAUGCCAUUCAUCCGUUCGUGCUCUUGGAUGGAAUGUGUUAUCAGUGAACUUCACAGAAACUUCUUUUGGAUAGAAAACCUUAUCUUUGCUCUCGUGAUUAUGACUGGUGUGUUGGUAGCUUAUCUAUUCUGCAAACCAAUAGUCCGCCUUCUUUUAUCUUGCGCUAGUGCCAUUUUGGACGGAUUUGAUUGGGUUGAACCUCGAGAAACUCUAGGAAGCAUUGGACACGCUGGCUUGCCGUAUAAAUAUGAUGUCUAUAUUUCACACGCAGAUUCCCAACGGGAAUUAGCAUCUGAUCUGGCAUCUCUGCUGGAGUCUUUCGGAAAGAAGGUGUUUUACAGGGAACGUGAUGUCGCCAUCGGAGACUUAAAAAUUGAAGCUGUGUCCGACGCCAUUGUGUCGAGCUGCAAGUUCCUGAUCAUUGUCUCGAGGGAAUACAUCGAAAGUGGUUUUCAAAACAGGUUUGAGUUCCAGUUGAUACUGAAUGAGAUACACGAGGGAAAGGUCAAUCAAAGAAAUGUCAUGCUCUAUAAGCAUGGACGAUGUACGAUUCCGACAUACUUCCGCGACUUCACCGACAUGGAGAUUCUAGAUACGAUUGGGACCUCUGCCGAGGAGCGAUUUGGGAAGCUGAGGCAGUGGUCGAACUGCAAGAAGAAUACACGGUCAAUUAGACUGUCAAUGUUUCUACUUUUCAUAUCAAGUGUGUAUAUGGGAAUGGGACUAAUCAUGCCAAAAGCAUUCGUCAUUUUUGAUACCGUUAUAAAUGCAUUAGCAUUCUUGUGGAUAAAAUAACUACGAAACUGGUGGAAGUGUGUGUGUGUGUGGGUGUGGGUGUGUUGUGUGUCUGUGUGUGUGUGUGUAUGUGUGUGUGUGCAUGCACAUGUCUGUGCAGGUGCGUGCGUGCGUGUGUGCGUGUUUGUGACUUCGAUGUUUAUUGGACAUUAUCGUUUACCAGAUAUCCACGUGUUUAAUUUGUAUUUAGACUAUACAUUUUUAAAGGUUGAAUGUAGUUUUUAUUUAAUUCGAACUGUAAAUAGAGUCUUCAGUAGGUCACGAUUGGAUUUGUAUUAUUAGCCGAUCGAAAGUUGGUUUUGUGUAACGACACCACUAGAGCACAUUGAUUUAUUAAUUAUCGACUACUGGAUGUCAAACAUAUGGUAAUUUUGACAUAGUCCUAGAAGGGAAAUCCGCUACAUAUCUUCAUUAGAAGCAAGGGAUCGUUCACAUUCAUCAUCCCAUAAACAAGAUAGUACAUACCACGGUCUUUGAUAUACCAGUCGUGGUGCACUGGCCACUUUGUUUUUCCCAUUACCAUAGUUUGACACCCAAUAGCCGAUGUAUUUUUCGUGCUGGGGUGUCGUUAAACAUUAAUUCAUUAAUUCAUUCAUUGGUGCACUGGCUGGAACGAGGAGAGAGAAAGAGAGUAAUACAAUGCAAGCAGUGUUAUAAUGUAAAUAAUGUCAAAUAUGUUUGUUGUGGGUAACUGGAGUUUAAAAGGGAAAACAAAUAUAUCAGAGUACUACGGAAAUUUGAGUGAUCGGAAUAGUCCGGUUUCCGAAUGAUGGACACUCCGAUUAAACAAGGGGAAUUACUCUUACGCGCCUGCCAGUCGGCUGUGUCACAGAGCUCGACAUAGAAGGACACAGACCACAAUUAAUUUCGCUAUAUGUUUCUAUAUAGCCUUAGUGGCUGUACCUUUGCCUCUAGAUACCGACUCCAAACCUUGAGUGAGUGCUCCGCAAGACUCAAUGGGUAGAUGUAAACCACU